GAGGCAGGAAGGUUUGUCUCAACGUAAAGCCUUUUUCAAAAAAAAAAAAAAAAAAAGUGAAACACAAUACAAUGGCAAAGAAAUCUUUUGUAGUGUCAGGCCUAAUCGUGGCCCUAGUCGUCGCACUAGGAUGGAACAUCGAUGAAGCUGCAGCGAGAGACGUGAAGCUAGUGAAGCUCCGCGAUGUCAAACCCGAAACUUUGAAAAAGUUACAAGGAGAAGAAAAAAGUGAACUGAUGAAAGAAGAGUCCAAAGCCAAUCUUCUAAAGGAAAUUGAGAAGGCGAAAAAAAUGCUUGGAGAGUUGAAAACGUUGAAGAAGACAUCAAGCGGUGAUAUGAAAAGCGAACUGAGCUCUUUGGUGAAAUCUGAAUCGCUGCUUAAUGAGAUGACAGAUUCUAUCAAGAACGGUAAGUACAACGCUAACGAAGCAAACAUUUUCGUUGAAAAAGAAUCAUUUUUCUACAGAGCGUGGAAGGAGAAUGCAUAUAACUCGGUGGUUCCGGAGAAAGAGAAAGAGUUCAUGUUUACCAUUAAACGCAUUGUCAAGUUGCUCAAGAAAACUUAGAACAAGAAUAUUGGCAGAUUUAUAAUAUCUAGUAAUUAACCUUUUUGAUUAACAAAAUAAAAAUCAUAAUAGUGAAAAGAGAAAAAAUCUUGUCACACACAGACGCAUUCAACAUACAAUAUAUGCAUAUAUGUAUCAAUGAUUUUAUUGUGUAACAAACAUUUUUGUAAUUUAGCAUGUCCAUGUUGUAUUUGGUUGAAAAUACUAAAAAUAAA
Molecule: messenger RNA, 781 nt
Organism: Camelina sativa (false flax)
Lineage: Eukaryota; Viridiplantae; Streptophyta; Magnoliopsida; Brassicales; Brassicaceae
Source: RefSeq, a predicted model, not a curated record